AUGCUGGUUUUGUCACAAUUAUGGAAAAAAAAGAUGACUAGCCAAGUUUUACUACAACAUGUUCUGAUUAACGUUAGACCACGAGGUGGUCAUAAUACCAAUCGUGGCAAAGGUAACAACACCCGUGGUGGUAGAGGCGAACAUGACUAUGGUGGGGUUGCAGGUGUUGGAAAAAAUGGUGCACCACAACAGUUGAUGCAAUACUCGCAGUAUGAAGCAUUCCUACCAUAUCAACAACCCUUCCUUAAUCCUUGGACUGGACGGGCCCAACCUUCAUACCCUUAUCCUGCAACCUCGUGGCAACCUAGACCUCCAUGCCAAGCAUGUAUUCUUGGACUGCUACCACCACAACAAUCAUACAACACAUUAGUAGCACCAUCUAAUGUUGGGGACAUACUUAAGGAAUUAAUGCAGCUAUGUAUACUUUUACAAUCUCUCAAUCAGAUGAGAAUUGGUAUAUGGACACAUGUGCUACCUCUCAUAUAA
Molecule: messenger RNA, 486 nt
Organism: Sphenostylis stenocarpa
Lineage: Eukaryota; Viridiplantae; Streptophyta; Magnoliopsida; Fabales; Fabaceae
Source: the annotation of a GenBank genome assembly